Molecule: messenger RNA, 3823 nt
Organism: Theobroma umbraticum
Lineage: Eukaryota; Viridiplantae; Streptophyta; Magnoliopsida; Malvales; Malvaceae
Product: ARM repeat superfamily protein
Molecular function (GO): protein binding
Source: RefSeq, a predicted model, not a curated record
UCUGCUCAUUUUUGUUCUCUUUCAAUAUCAAGCGCCGGGCGCCCACCGCCUAAAUCCUACUCCCAAAAGGUAAAGAAUGAAUCAAAUCAGGAGCGAGAGAAAACAAGAGCGCUGCAAUUGAUCAUGGAGGAGUUUGCGCUCGGGGGAUUUUGAUCAUUGAACGAUUUUGCGACUUUAAUUCGCUAACGGAUACGCCGUCUAUGGCGGCAUCAUCAUCGUCAUUGGCGGCGUCGGCGGUGGGGGCUAGGUCAUGGAGAACGGCAUUUCUCACUCUGAGAGACGAAACCCUAUCGAACCCUCCUUCCAUCCCUCAACUUGUCCAAUCCCUACUCUUCUCUCACUCUCACUGUUCUUUCAUCUCUGCCGCCUCCGACCUCCCUGCCCACGAGGUGACUUCGGAUCUAUUAUUUCUCAUCCAACUGGUUGCCAGUGCCUCCCAAUUUCAACAAGAUUUGAUCCCCACCUUUUCCAACACUUGCCACUUGAUCCAUGACGUCAGUCGUCGAGUUUCUCUCGACAUGAAUUCCUCAUCGUGGACUCUCCUUCUCGACUCAUUUACCAAAAUGAUGGAUUUUUUUCUUGCCAAAGCAACCUCCAAUGCUGCUUUGUAUAAACCAGUUUUGGAAUGCUUAGAAACUCUCAGAUAUCUUGUGAGUGCAAACCAACGGAAAUGCUGUCUGUCAGAUGAUAUUCAGUUGGUAAAUUUUCUUCUUCACAUCAUUGCACGUUCACACGUGGAUUUAAUCUCCUUGUAUCGUCCAAGUGGCAAUCAAAAGAGUGCUAUUGAAAUGGGAAAGAAAUCACCACGGUAUGGUAGUUUAUGGGAUGUUCAAGCUACAACCUUUACUAUGCUUGGUGAAGUAUAUUCAAGGACUGGUUCAUCUUUUCCAGUCAGUACUUGGCAAUCAACUAUUCAGAUUCUUAGGAAGAUGAUGGACUCAUUAGCAUCCAAGAAUUUGGUUGUUGAAGACAUUGUCAUGUCCAGGUUUUAUGUAUCUCUUCUGCAUUGCCUUCAUUUGGUUCUAAUGGAUCCUAAAGGUUCUAUUUCUGAACAUGUUUCUGGUUUUGUGGCAUCCUUGCGAAUGCUUUUUGUUUAUGGCCUUACUGGUGGACCCCAACUCAUGUGUGCUGCUGUUGGUAGCAAGGAGAAUGAACCUGGUUCACUGAGUCUUAAGUUGACUUCAGAAGAGCCUAAAACGACAAAUAAUACUCCGUAUAGGCCUCCACACUUGCGUAAAAAGGAGGGCUUUAAUAUGAGGCAGGCUAAAGCUCAGGAUGCUCAGAGUUCUUCUGAUCACGAUUCUUCUAUGGUUGAUGUUACAUCGUCAGAUUCUGAUUACAGUGACAAUGAUGGAUUACUUAAAGACAUUAACAGUUCUCGAUGCUCGAAGGUUAGAGUAUCUGCUAUUGUUUGUGUACAGGAUCUUUGUCAAGCUGAUCCUAAAUCCUUUACAGCUCAAUGGACAAUGCUUUUGCCAACCAAUGAUGUACUACAACCAAGGAAAUUUGAAGCCACUCUGAUGGCAUCCUUGCUAUUUGAUCCUUACUUAAAGGCACGGAUGGCAUCGGCCUCAGCUCUGGCUGUCAUGAUGGAUGGGCCUGCUACUGUUUUUCUGCAGGUAGCAGAAUACAAAGAAUCUACUAAAUGUGGAUCUUUUAUGGCACUUUCUAGUUCACUUGGCCAGAUACUAAUGCAACUUCAUACUGGUAUUCUAUACUUAAUUCAGCACGAAAGUAAUUGUCGGUUGCUGAUGUUGGUAUUCAAGAUUCUCAUGCUCUUGAUAUCGUGCACACCAUAUUCAAGAAUGCCUGUAGAGUUGUUGCCAAAAGUAAUUAUGUCUUUGCAAGCAAGGAUUGAAGCAGGUUUUCCGUUCAAAAGUGAUCAGACUGGUCUGCAGGUUGCUGCUAUCAGUUGUUUAACAGCUGCUUUAUCAGUUUCACCUUCGAUCCAAGUCAAAGAAAUGAUUUUAGAGGAAGUGUCAACAGGUUCUUUGGAGGCUGAGAAGAAAUCAGGAGUUCUUUUUACAUUACUUCAACAUUCUGAGCGGCUAAGCAACCCGACAAUAUGCUUUGAAGCACUUCAGGCCCUUAGAGCUUUGAUACACAAUUACCCAGACUUAAUGCUAGCAUGUUGGGGACAAAUUUCUGCCAUUGUUCACAAAUUUCUGAGAGAAGCUUCUGCAGAAAUUCCAGCAAAGACCUGGAAGGAACAAGCUGGAAACACUGUUUUGUUUGUUGGGGAAAAAAUUGUUACCUCUGCUAUAAAGGUUUGGGAUGAAUGCCUUCGUGCAAUAUCAGGAUUCAAAGGAACUGAGGAUCUUUCAGAUGAAAAAUUUUUGGAUACCCCAUUUACUUCUGAUUGCAUAAGGAUUAAGAAAAUAUCAUCAGCUCCAUCAUAUGCACCUCAGAGUGUGGAAGAUACUAAUCCAUCAGGAAUUGAGCAAUGGGCUGAGACAAUUGAGAAGCACAUGCCUCUCAUUCUAUGGCAUGCUUCUGCAAUGGUUCGAACUGCAUCAGUAACUUGUUUUGCUGGAAUCACUUCCUCUGUAUUCUUCACUCUUCCAAAGGGAAAUCAGGAAUUUGUUGUUUCUUCUUUAAUCAGUGCUGCUAUGCAUGAUGAGGUUCCUUCAGUCAGGUCGGCUGCUUGUCGAGCAAUUGGUGUUGUUUCAUGUUUCCAGAAAAUUUCUGAGAGUGCAGAGAUCCUUGGCAAGUUUAUCCAUGCUGUUGAGAGUAACACUCGUGAUCCGGUGGUCUCGGUGCGAAUACCAGCCUCUUGGGCUUUGGCGAACAUAUGUGAUUCUUUCCGUCACUUUGAUUCAGACAAAAACUCGCAAUUAGUGGAGUUGUUAACUGAGUGUGCUUUGCAUCUAACGAAGGAUGGGGACAAGAUCAAAUCAAAUGCUGUGAGGGCUCUGGGAAAUCUUGCAAGAUUUGUCAGAUAUUCAAGUUCAACAUGUGUGCAUAAUAAGCCUGUGGUGAAUACAGGAUUUUCUUCUACUUCCAACAAUGUUAUUAUGUUGUCAGCAAGAAGUGAUCCCAAAGCUUUUGAUGGAGAUGACCCAGCAUCAUUGAAGGAUUUGCAUCGGCUGGACAGUAUGGUGCAAGCAUUUAUUUCUUGUGUUACAACUGGAAAUGUUAAGGUUCAAUGGAAUGUCUGUCACGCACUGAGCAACCUGUUUUUGAAUAGGACAAUACAACUGCAAGAUAUGGAUUGGGCUCCAUCAGUUUUUGGUAUUCUUCUAUUACUACUACGCGAUUCUUCGAACUUCAAGAUCAGGAUACAAGCUGCUGCUGCAUUGGCUGUGCCAGCAUCAGCACUUGAUUAUGGGAAAUCUUUCCCAGACAUCAUCCAAGGUCUGGAGCAUGUAGUGGAGAGUCUAGGUUCAGACCAAAUUUCAGUGCCUUCAAGUUUCAAAUAUAGGAUUGCGCUUGAGAAGCAGAUAACUUCAACCAUGUUGCAUGUCCUUAGCCUUGCUUCAGCAACAGAUCACCAACCUCUGAAAGAUUUUCUCAUCAAAAAAGCAUCUUUUUUGGAGGACUGGUUUAAGAUGCUAUGCUCCUCACUGAGGAAGACAGGUGCUCAGCCUGAGGUUGAAAGUGAUUCUAUUGGCAACCAAAAGAAAGCGAUGAUAUCCAAAGCUAUACAAGCAUUAAUUGAAGUUUAUGAAAGCAAGAACCAGCACACAAUUUCUCAGAAAUUCAAGAAGCUGGUCAGUAGCAUAUCCUGAUGGUAUCAUAAUCAGCCAUCUUCAUUUUGCUUCGGCUGAUUAUGUUUGUGUUGUUAUAUCGGGUAAUUAUGGUUCAAGUUCCUCAGGAAUUAACU